Molecule: messenger RNA, 2864 nt
Organism: Caenorhabditis auriculariae
Lineage: Eukaryota; Metazoa; Nematoda; Chromadorea; Rhabditida; Rhabditidae
Source: the annotation of a GenBank genome assembly
AUGCCACCGAGGUGCAACGAAAGGCGACGAAAUGGUUCGCGCAUCUUGACAGCGUUCCAAGACAAAUUUCGUCAUCACCAUGUCUUCGACGUCACUUUCGCCGGCGCCGCCUAUCUGCAAACUGUCGGUUUGCAACGAACAAAUAAACAGCAAAGGUCAGUUUUAUUUUGAGGGGGACCUUGCGAAACAAUCUGAGAACGCAAGUGACUGGUUUAUUUACAGUUGAAUCAAAAAUGAACCAAAACUACAAAGCAGAGAGAGUCGAAAUAGUCGCUCUAGUAUAUUUUUUGCAUGAAAGUAUUCGUAAAGAACAUCUUAUUUAAUCUUAUAUGUUCUUUUGCAAAAAAAUUUAUCAAAAAGUUCUUUUUACAAAGGAAAGGUUUUUCAAAAUUAGUUUCCGUUUCAAAGUAGGUUAUUUGAUUUUUCUCGGUUUUUAUAAGUAAUCCAACCGUUACUCUUUUCUUUCAUGUCUUCGUACCUUUUUUAAUUGGUUUAUGUGCCAAUUACUUCUCGCCUCUUCUUCCUGGCAAAGUAUGUUUUCAUCCACUCAGAAAAAGAAGGAAGCGCGUGAUAAUAAUAAACCGCGAAUGCCUUAUGAUUUUGGAAGCGUAAGUAAACUACAACUCAUCUCUCUGUAACUUCCGUCUCUGACUAAACCUUUCACUUGGCUUAUCAUGAGGGUAAAUUACACGCUUUAAAAAGGCAACCGAGACCACACAAAACUCCGAAAACACUCUACUUAGACAUGGGAACGUGAUAACCAAGGGCAACUUACUGGAAUUAGGUUCCCAAAACGUAAACAUUUCUACAACUCACAAAUUCACGCAACGUGUUUUCACGCUUCUUGAAGUUGAAUCCUGAGUAUUUCCGGUUCACUGAGGCUACGUAGGCAUAAGAGAGUAGGGUUGAUUCGUUCAUCGGCCGAUCUCAUUUUAUAGCUCUUUCUUAUCGUACUGAACUCGGUUGACUCGGACGAGAAGAUCAUCAUCGCACGAAAAGUUUCCGAUAAGGCAUGACUGAGAAACUAAGGGAUAGAGAAACUGAUAAGAGAGGCUGGACGGUUUGAUAUACGAUGAGCAAACGCUGAUGCAACCUGAUCGGCCUUUCGCUUCGUAAGUUCUGAACCCAUCGGACGUGCUUUGCUUCUUCACGUGACAGACGUACCGUUUUUGCAAGGCCAAAAUGCAUUCUUGGGUCGAAGUUCCGACUGGACACGACCUGCUGUUGUCUAGAUGCUAAAGUCCAAAGCCAUAUAUUUUUGUUGACAAUAAGGCUGAUUUGCUUGGUCUCUGGAGGAAGUGAUAACUUUAAUCAGGGCCUUGAAUCAGCACGCAAUUGACAAGUGACCUCGUUAAAAAAAAUUUUUCGAUUCUUUUUCAAACGAUUUAACAUUAAUCCGGUUGACAAAGCCUUGCAAAAAUCGUUGAAAAUAACCCAUUUUGAAAGCAUGCCGCAGAAUAGUCAGUUCGAAGGCCUUUAUUAGGAUAUUAAAAUUUGCAAAGACUUUAUAAACCCAGGUGAACACUGUAAACGUUUCUCGGCCUUGACAACUUUUUAACGAUGUUUAUGAAACGAAACAUUUCAAACAACGAACAGCUUUUUUUUAAAUCUUCAAUAAAAGAAAAAAGGAUUUAAUACUAUUCUUGUUCUUUCUAUGCUCUUUGUGCUGUCCGGAUUGGCGGCUCCCUCCUUGUUGGUCAACUUUGUGUGAGAGAUCGCGUUGACCGCAGCGCAGUGACGAAAAACGUCCAGGAAACGCUUUUUCGACCUUGUUUUCAGUGUUUUCCGCUUUCUUUUCAUUUCACGCUUUGGUCAGAAGUUGGCAGUUCGAAUCAAAAUGAAGCAAGCGCCCAUGUGACAGUCCCGAGGCCACAGCGAGUGUUAAACCAACCCAAACACUCUCCAACCACAGUUCGGUGUGUCGUAAAAAUGUUUUCUUUUUUUUUCCACUGGUCAUGUGGGAUCUAAAAUCGUCCGUCGUAGGACUUUAGAGCUGCCCAAGUUGGAUCAAGUUUCCAGCUUACUGAAGUUCUUCUUUGCGUCAAACCGCUUGUUGACAACUUUCAGGUCAUUUUCAAAAACCAACUGGAUUAGCAAGUCUACAAAAUUAGAUCUUGUCACUUUGAAGCGUGACAAGAUGCCUUUGAAAAAAUAGCCUUGAGAAAUACUUCGAAGCUUGCAAAAUCUCAUCUAUCUUGUCACGUAUCUAAAGAACAUCUAAGACAUACAUCUAAUAGUAGCUUGAUUUUCAAAAAAUUCGCUCUUAAAACGCUAAAUUACUGUCAAUUUAAUUUUACAUGAAAUUUUGGAAGUUCUGUUUUUUUUUUCUAAAAAUUUUGAAAAUUUUCUUGGAGUUGUUUGUAAAACUCGGGUUUUCUUCUCGAAAACUCGCAUGAAAAGGACAUGUUACUUCAGGUUCUUUCUCAAAAGUUGAGCACACUUCUUUAUUUGUAACCUAAAACUAAGCGAACUUUUUUUUGUCUUUUUGUAGUUGCACCAGGGGGUGCAACAGUUGGAGUGCCGUCCAAAACACCGUGGGAAAGUCUCGCGUCGUCGACGCUGAUUCAAAAAGAGGCGGAGCUCCGUGGCGAUUGCAGUUUGUGACGUAGCGCAGUUGCCGGCCAGGCGAAAGAUCUUUGCAGCGAAACAAGGAGAAGAGGCGGACCGAUAGGCGGAGCUCCGUCUGGACCGAGGUAUAUAAGCUUCGACCGACGAUGGGAGGUCCAGAAAGCUUUCAGCUUACCAAUCCUAACCUAAACAUGAUCCACAUGCCAGAGUACCUGACGUCCGAAAUGGACCUGCGAUCCCACUGCCAGCCACGGAGGUUUUCGCGCCUCUCAGCACCUGUCCACCGCAAAGUCUAG